Penicillium taxi is the source of this 2442-nucleotide messenger RNA. Its product is annotated as putative ATP-dependent RNA helicase (Hrh1). Gene Ontology annotation, cellular component: catalytic step 2 spliceosome; intracellular anatomical structure. Lineage: Eukaryota; Fungi; Ascomycota; Eurotiomycetes; Eurotiales; Aspergillaceae. The transcript is spliced from 2 exons. The coding region runs from base 1 to 2442 and encodes 813 amino acids. Gene Ontology annotation, molecular function: RNA binding. The record is from RefSeq and is a predicted model, not a curated record.
AUGCCGGAGAAGGUGUUCACAAAGUUUGAUGACCUGGAAAGGGAUCCAGUCUCUCAGAAAGUCGAAAAAAACGUACUUGAAUCUAUCCCGGUAGAGGAUGGGAAGAGAAAGAACCGGGUGAAGAAGCGGAAGCGCGACGAGCCAACCGAUGAAGCAGAGUCCUUAUCCCGUCGCAAAGAUGAAUCAGAUCAGAACGAGAGACCUGUUACAACACCUGAAGAAUAUAAAAUUGUCGUAGCACCCCAGCCGUCAAACAACAACAAAUCUGAAAAGCCCAAGUCGAGCUACAAGUCCAAGUCGAAACCCAAAACCCUCACCGACACAAAGACCAAUUUCUCCUCUCUACAAAAAAGGGCCAGUGCGCUGUAUGAACAGCGAAAAAAUCUGCCCAUCUUCGGAAAUGCCGACGAGAUUCGAAAGAAGCUACGUGAGCAAGAUGUCAUGCUCUUGGUCGGUGAAACCGGUAGCGGAAAGAGUACUCAGAUCCCACAGUUCCUGGUGAACGAGUUCUGGUGCCGACCGACACCCGCGAAAAUAAUACAAGAGGAUGGCUUAGAAAAGGCCAUUACAGUUGGUGGAUGUAUUGCGAUCACGCAGCCUCGUCGUGUUGCAGCCAUUUCACUGGCUCGACGUGUGGCGGAGGAGAUGGGAACCCCCCUGGGAUCCUCUUCGCCUGCUAGCAAGGUCGGCUACUCUGUGCGGUUCGACUCGUCUACGUCCCCGAGCACUCGAGUGAAGUUCUUGACGGAGGGAAUGUUACUGCAAGAGAUGUUGCAUGAUCCGUGGCUAACACGGUACAGCGCCAUUGUGGUCGACGAAGUCCACGAGCGCGGUGUGAAUGUUGAUCUGGUCGUCGGGUUUUUGCGCAACUUGGUCUCUGGAAAGCGGGAUGGCCGUGGAGGUGUUCCUCUGAAAGUUGUUGUUAUGAGUGCUACGGCAGAUAUGGAAAGUCUCAUGGGAUUCUUCCAGGAGGGAUUCAAGCUCCAAGAGAAAGAACCAAGGCUCAAAAUCAAAGAUGUGGCGCAUGAACUAACACAAGCCGAGGAGAGCAAAGGCAUCUCGGUCUGUCAUAUCAAGGGUCGGCAGUUCCCUGUCAAGACUAUCUACUCGCCAGAGCCAGUGCACGAUUUUGUGGACGCUGCUCUCAAGAUCAUUUUUCAGAUUCAUUACAAAGAGCCCAUGCCAGGUGAUAUUCUGGUAUUUUUGACUGGUCAGGAGACAGUUGAAGCUUUGCAGCAUUUGGUAAAUGAAUACGCCACUGGGAUGGAUCCUGCCCUACCCAAAAUCCAAGUGCUACCGCUAUUUGCAGCUCUUCCCCAGGCCGCCCAGCAGCGCGUCUUUAUGCCUGCACCACCUCGCACUCGCAAGGUUGUAUUGUCAACCAAUAUUGCUGAAACCUCAGUCACUGUAUCUGGAGUGCGCUAUGUUGUUGAUUGUGGCAAAGCCAAGGUCAAGCAGUUUCGUACGCGACUCGGUUUGGACUCUUUGCUAGUGAAGCCCAUCUCUAAAUCUGCUGCCAUUCAACGAAAGGGUCGAGCAGGCCGUGAGGCUCCAGGACAGUGCUUCCGUCUAUAUACAGAAAAGGAUUACCUAGCUCUCGAUGAGACGAAUACCCCGGAGAUUCUGCGGUGCGACCUGAGCCAAGCACUUUUGAACAUGAAAGCGCGUGGUGUGAAUGACAUUGUCCAGUUUCCCUUCUUGACGAGGCCACCGCGAGAGUCUCUCGAGAAAGCAUUACUUCAGUUAUUAAACAUUGAUGCUCUUGAUGAGUUUGGAGGCAUUAGUAAAACUGGCCAGAAAAUCGCCAAGCUACCUCUAACCCCCACACUGGGACGAGUGUUAUUAGCCGCCUCAGAUAACGGCAGCGAGUGUUUAACAGAUGUGAUCGACAUUAUCUCCUGUCUCAGUGUCGAGAACAUUUUCCAAAACACCACCUCCGAAGAAAAGAAGGAAGCCGCAGAAGCCGCUCGUCGGGAUCUGUACCGGCGCGAAGGUGAUCAUCUGACCAUGUUGGCAACAGUACGGGCCUACGCAGCCGAACAUGUUGACCGAAAGGCGUGGGCUGAGCGACACCUGGUCUCGCAUCGGGCUAUGCAAUCAGUAAUGGAUGUUCGAAAACAACUCCGCACUCAAUGUCGUCAGGCCAAAGCCCUACCGCGUGACGAGGAACUGGAUCAGAAUCGAGAUGCAAAUCCUGUCUUGAUCUUACAGAGUUUCCUCAGCGGUUUCGCGACUAGCACUGCUCGGCUCGUCCCCGAUGGUAGUUAUCGCUCGAUUGUUGGCAAUCAGACCGUUGCUAUUCAUCCUUCGAGUGUGCUGUUCGGAAAAAAGGUAGAGGCCAUUAUGUAUAACGAGUUUGUGUUUACAAAUCGCAGUUAUGCUCGUGGUGUGAGUGCUGUGCAGAUGGACUGGGUUGGUGAGGCCUUGGCUGGUUCAUCUUAG